CCAGGAAGAGGACUCUAGGACAAAUGUCCUGCCACACCUGAGCAACCAAAGUCAUAUAAACAGCACCUGAUCCAAGAGGGUCUAAAUCAAACACAGAUUGUGUUCACUAUUAGGAAAGCCUCACUUUACCUGACAUACUGUGAUACAGCCAUCGUCUUUUGUCCAUCACUGCCAUCAUGACCUCCAGUAUCUCAGUGCACACAUACUCUGGACCCCGCCUGUCUUCUUUCUCAAGCUCCUCUGCACGAGACAGAGGCAUUCAAAGCCACUCUAAAGCCCCUCUGCUCUCUUCAGCAAGUACAUUCUCACUCUCCCGUUCCAUGUCUGUGGGCAAUGGCCUCAAUAACCUGAGCAACCUCUCUCUGAAUGGAACCAGUGAGAAAGAAACGAUGCAGGGUCUCAAUGAUCGACUGGCCAGCUAUCUCAGCAAAGUGCGCUCACUGGAGAAGUCCAACGCUGACCUGGAGCUGAAAAUCAAGCAGUUCAUGCUGGAGAAGAUGCCUAAAGGUCAUAACAUAGAAGGCAUGAUGGCACAGGCACAUGCUAUUGGGCAGGAGGUAAGGAAAAAGACACUAGAGAAUGCUCGCAUUAUGUUGGAAAUUGAUAACGCCAAACUGGCUGCAGAUGAUUUCCGGAUCAAAUGGGAGACAGAGGUUGCUCUUUGUCAGUCAGUGGAGAGGGACUGUGUUGCUCUGCGCAGGGCAAAACAAGAGCAUGACCAGAUCAUUACAACUCUCAGAGGAGACCUGGAUAGUCUAAAAGAGGAGUUGUUCUUCCUGAAGAAGAACCACGAAGAGGAUAUGAACACACUGAAGGCCCGUUUGGCCAAAGAGCAGGUGAAUGUAGAGGUGGAUGCAGCACAGGGGCCAGAUUUAGGAGCUGUCAUGGAUGAACUGAGGGCCCAGUAUGAGGGCAUCGCUCGCAAAAACAAGGAGGAUGCUGAAAUGUGGUACCUAAAGAAGCUGGAGACAGUGCAGUCAGAGGUGAAGCAGAAUAAUGAAGCUCUACGAUAUGCUCAGAACGAGCUCAGUGAGAGACGUCGCUUCCUGCAGGGGCUUGAGGUGGAGCUGGACAGCCUGCGUAAACAGGUUAGUGUUCUGGAGGGGAACCUUGGAGAGACAACUCAUAAAUACACCACUGAGAUGGAGCACAUACAGGGAACACUGACGCAGCUGGAGGAGGAACUCUCACAACUACGUUUGGACAUGCAGCGCAUCAAAACCGAAUACGAUCAGCUACUGCGGGUCAAACAGAACCUGGAGCUAGAGAUCGCCACCUACAGGAGACUGCUGGAGGGAGAGGAGGUGGUAAAAGAGGUUCCAGCACCUAAAAAAGAGCCUGAAGUAAAGACACGCAAGAUUGUAAAGGUAGUCACGCAGACUAUGGUCAAUGGUAAAGUGGUGGAAGAAUCAAGCGAGGUGGAGCAGUUCGAAGAGCGCGACAAGUGAAUCAUUACUCCACAAGUGAAUCCAUUGUAAUAGUGAGUCUUUCCCCAAACACAGCUGCAUGGCAAUAACUACUGCAAUGAAACCGCAAAUUUUGCAUAUUAAUCACUCCUAGCCAGUCUUUCUGAAGAUGAUUUUAAUGUUUGGAUUGCUAACACUAUCUAAGGACUUCUAAACACAUGCGCUGAAGUGUGAAGUAUAACAGUGGAUAUUGAAGAUACUGUGGUUAACUGUAGUCCAGGUGAUAUCUAAGUAGUAAAUUAAAUAAAAAUAAACU
This is a messenger RNA of Hemibagrus wyckioides, 1722 nucleotides long. It is a transcript of the gene krt1-c5, whose product is annotated as keratin, type 1, gene c5. Gene Ontology annotation, molecular function: structural molecule activity. The record is from RefSeq and is a predicted model, not a curated record. Lineage: Eukaryota; Metazoa; Chordata; Actinopteri; Siluriformes; Bagridae. The transcript has 9 exons. Bases 177 to 1448 code for a protein of 423 amino acids.